CUAUUCUUAUCAACUUAAAAAGCGAUCAAUGUCGCUUCUUUAAUCUCUCGUUUUCACUUCUUUUCUUUUGUAUUAUUUUGAUUUGAUCCGCCCUGCAUUUCGCUUUCUUUGUUUCUCCUCUGCAUUUUCCCGAGAAAAUUUUCUUAUGAAAUUGCAGGAGGCUACAUUUUCUAUGCAAGCAUCGUGUUUCUUCUUAAUUUGUCUUUUGAAAAACAAAAACAAAAAAAUAUUGAGUGUGGAUUGACAUGAUACCUGUUGGAUAUUCAAAUUCUAUGAUGAGGAUUUGCAGAAAUUCAAAAAGUUGACAGGUUUUUCGAUUGUUUGAUUUUGUUUUAUGCUUCUACAGUCGUGAAUUAGUCGAAAUAUCAGAUUAAUCGUUAAGAAUGAGUUGGAACCCAAACAUGGAAGUUCAUUACGUUAACAGUAGUUAUCCUUAUAAUUCAGCCGGUAGCUUUAUGGAGUAUUUUGAAGGCCUUACCUAUGAACAUGUGAAUUUUAUUUUUUCUGGUACUUCACAUGCUCAGGAGAGUAUCUACCCUACUCCAAGUACUAGUUUUUACAAGUUUGGGUUAUCUGAACCUGGGAGCGGUUUCUAUUAUGAUGUUGGCAAUGCUUAUGAGGUUCAUGAUUAUGACCAUAGAAAUGAUGAGUAUAGGAGGCCCUCAGAGAACUCUUCAACAGUGACCAAUGAACGCACUGCAGCAGCAAAUUCUGGGUGGGAAGGAAAUGCCAAUGUUAAUAGACGUGACAAUCCUGUAGAAUGUCCACGGAGACAUCCCGGUUCUCAUGAUUAUCAGGUUGUUUGGCAAGAUAACAUUGAUCCUGAUAACAUGACUUACGAGGAAUUACUUGAGUUAGGUGAGGCAGUCGGAACUCAAAAUCGAGGUCUUUCACAAGAACAAAUUGCUUUACUUCCAGUCUCAAAAUACAAAUGUAGCUUUUUCACGAGAAAGAAAUCACGAGACGAGAGGUGUGUGAUUUGUCAGAUGGAAUAUAAACGAAAUGAUCGACGGAUGACUCUACCAUGCAAGCACGUCUACCAUGCUGGUUGCGGCACCAGAUGGCUAAGCAUUAACAAGGCUUGCCCCAUUUGUUACAAAGAGGUGUUUGGUGAUGGAUCAAAACGCUAGAAGAUAUAAACAAGAGAUCGUUUGUUUCUCUGUUCCUUAACUUUGGGUAUCUUUCUUCAAUAUACCAACGAUGUUUGCUUAAGCUUUCCAUUUUUUUUUUCUCUCAAUUUUUUCUUUUGGGCUUUUAGUUUUCCACUUCCAUUAGAAGCAUUGUAUUAGCUUUUAUAAUAAAUACGAAAUUGCUGAGUCACAGGUAGGAGUAUGCUUUCUGUUUACAUGGUGAACCCAUAGUCCAUCUUAUUUCUGUUUUCCUUUUCUUAAAAAGAAAAAAAAAAGCUUGUACAGCUCUGACUGUUAAAAAGAAUUGUGGAGUUUUUGUUUGUUUUUUCAUUGUUUUGGUUGUGGAACAUUGUUAUAGAUGUUUUUAUCUUUGAGA
Messenger RNA from Humulus lupulus (European hop), 1506 nucleotides. RefSeq names its product E3 ubiquitin-protein ligase BIG BROTHER-like. Gene Ontology annotation, biological process: protein ubiquitination; negative regulation of organ growth. Gene Ontology annotation, molecular function: ubiquitin-protein transferase activity; ubiquitin conjugating enzyme binding. NCBI's taxonomy places the organism in Eukaryota, Viridiplantae, Streptophyta, Magnoliopsida, Rosales, Cannabaceae. The record is from RefSeq and is a predicted model, not a curated record. The transcript is spliced from 9 exons. The coding region runs from base 384 to 1130 and encodes 248 amino acids.